CGCGUGUGUUUUUUCGAUGUGUGUAUCGUGUCGUGCAAAUGGCGGUCGUUGUCGUGGUGUUUUGUGAGAUGUUGCCCCGAAAUUAACUACGCCAUAUCGUUAAUACAGCGUUCGACGAGCGAGAGAGUACCCUUAGGACAGAUCGGUGCCGCGAUCGCGGAUCGCCUGCAAUCAUGGUGAAACUGGUGAAGAAAUUCUUCGCCGGUGACAAGGUGUUUGCGAAAGUUCGAGGUUACCCGCCAUGGCCAGCCAAAGUUGAAAAAGUCAGUGAUCCAAAUUCAAAGAAUGCUAAAUAUAGUGUCUACUUUUAUGGUACAGGAGAAACAGCUGUUUGCAAAGUUGAAGAGUUGUAUACUUAUAUUGAGAACAAAGCAAAGUUUUGCAAACCUAGUCGACGAAAAUUUUUUCAUGAGGGCAUACAACAACUUGAACAAGAACUUAAAAAUGACAGAAAUAAGCCUAUGGCAGAUAUUGCAGCCAUUAAAGGUGCCGAAACGACAGAAUUGCCAACUGCUAGUACUACAGAUAGCGACAUGGAAUCUGGUUCCUUAAUGAUAGAUGAAGGAGAAAAGAAAAAAUCUUACAAAAGAAAAUCUCUUACGACUACCUCCAAUACUACUGAUACUCCAGAAGUGAAAAAGAAACGUGGUAGGAAAGCCACAAGUGAUGCAUCGAAACAGGAAGCUGCUUUAGAUUCACAAGGCGAAGAAUCGCCUAAAGAAGUAGUUAGUCGUAGUGGACGAAAGAUAAAACCAAAACGCUUUGCAGAUUUUUCUAGUUCUGAUGAAACUGAAACCAAUCUGGAUAAAAACGAACAUUCUGGACGAGGUCGUAAAGCGAAAAAUGAAGAUUCUAAUGAGCAUCAAAUAACACCAAAUGUAAUGCAUAAAAAAAGGGCUGCUAUUGAAAAGAGAAAUAAUGAAGGAUCAAUACUUGAUGGAACGGUAGUAUCAAAUGCCGCAUCUUCUGAUACAUCAAAUCGCGUUCUCUUAGCUCGUACAUUUGCUGGAGAACAUGUAGGUAUUAAGCUGGAUAUAGACAGGCCGAAGACUUUUGAAAGUAAAGAAGCUCGAACGCGAUGGGAUUGGAUGGUUGCCAGAAAUGCUAUGAAACUCAAAGCGCAAUUGGAAAGUGGUGAGGUUUUGCCAGAGCAGGUGAAGGAUUCUUUAGAUUUUAAUGUAGUCGUGCCAGAGGAUGAGAAGCGUCUUUUAACAAAAGAUGGUGCUGUUCAUCGAAAAACGUAUAAAUUGAGGUGGCUUCGUAUAGAGGCUCAACUCCUACAAUUAGAUGCUCAAAUAAAAUCAAAUCUAGGACUAGAUCGAGCAAAUACAGAUAAAUGUUUACAGGCGAUGGACGAUAUCUUGGCUCUUUCAAUUGAUCCUCUAAUGUUGAAGAAACAUCCCCAUAUUGUUGAAACAGUGAAAAGGCUGCGACGAUACAUUGGCAAUCUAGGAGAAUGGAAACUAACCGCAGAAGAAGGGGCUAUUUUCAAACAAAAGGCAGAACAGAUUAGACAAAAGGCUGAGCAUAUAUACAAUAAGUAUAAGGCUAUGUUUACUAUACCUGAGGGUCAGUCAUUUUGGCAAUCAUUUUCGAAUCAAGUAGUCCAUUUCAAAGAAUUGACAAAAAAUAUGCCUGAAGAGAAGGUGUUUUCAUUGAUGUCUGACCCUGCUUGUUCAGAUGCAGGAAGAUCAGAAGAUUCACUUGCAGAUGAUAAUGCCAGUCAACUAGAUACAGAUGUAGUUGAAGCAGAAUCUAUAACAGAACCAGAAGUAGAGCAUAAACCAGAAGCAGAAAUUGAACUGGAACAGAAAGCAGAGACAGAUUCUGCUCCAGUAAUGCAAGCAGAAACAGAAGUGGAAUCGGAAACAGUUGCUGAAACGGAAGUAGAAGCAGAAGUGCCUACCAGAAGUGAGAGUCCCAAGAAUGAGGAGAUCAAGAACAUGUAAUCUGGUUGAUAUUUGACGGGCAUCAGCAUAAUCAGAAUUCUAUCGAAGAACUGGAGACCCUUCAACGACGCGACGCCCAUGUACAGGAAGACACCGAACAACACCGGCAUCGGUAUAUUCCUCAACAUUGGUGUUAGGAACACCGAGCAUCCGAUCAUCAGGA
Molecule: messenger RNA, 2112 nt
Organism: Camponotus floridanus (Florida carpenter ant)
Lineage: Eukaryota; Metazoa; Arthropoda; Insecta; Hymenoptera; Formicidae
Gene: Jasper
Product: PC4 and SFRS1-interacting protein
Exons: 13
Coding region: 174-1949 (591 amino acids)
Biological process (GO): regulation of transcription by RNA polymerase II
Cellular component (GO): nucleus
Molecular function (GO): double-stranded DNA binding; transcription coregulator activity
Source: RefSeq, a predicted model, not a curated record